Messenger RNA from Nylanderia fulva, 2741 nucleotides. RefSeq names its product SET domain containing 8 (gene Set8). Gene Ontology annotation, cellular component: nucleus; polytene chromosome. Gene Ontology annotation, biological process: regulation of transcription by RNA polymerase II; regulation of DNA damage response, signal transduction by p53 class mediator. NCBI's taxonomy places the organism in Eukaryota, Metazoa, Arthropoda, Insecta, Hymenoptera, Formicidae. The record is from RefSeq and is a predicted model, not a curated record. Gene Ontology annotation, molecular function: histone H4K20 methyltransferase activity; transcription regulator activity; protein binding.
ACUAAGUACUGUCGCGCGACGGUUUCGCGUCUCUCGCGAUACAUUUUUAUCUGUCAUCAAUUUUCGAGUGAUUUCGCGCGGAAAUACAUUUAUUCCGGUUAUUCUCGACUCACCAGGAGAAUGCAAAAUCUCGAAAUAAUUCAUAAAUACUCGACGUGACAUUUAACGCUCCGAAAGAUCAGACGAAAGAGCGUUAUAUAUCAUUUCCGCCGUGUCUAAUUGGACGUCGCGUGCAACAUGGCGGCACAUCCGGCGCUUGCUUGUAUAAUAAUUUAGACUCCUUCCUGAGAGAGAGACGGACAGACAGAGAGAGAGAGGAGAUUGUAACCGUUCGCGAAUCCUUUUCGACUCGACGUUUCGCAGAAAAUCAAAUAUUCGGAAGUCGAGGAGACGCGUCCGAAUUUUUGCUGUCACGUCGCGUCUCGUCGACGCUGCUGCGUUAUUUCGCUGCCAUCCGUCCGUGGGGGAACUGCGCUCGGCGACCGGUGGUUUAUCAUGCACAGGACGACCCGGGCAUCGUCCCACCGCGUGGGAAACCGCGCCGAGAACGUCGUCAAAGGAAGACGGAAAUGUGAUCUAGAAAAAAAUGUAACAAAGACUGUAUCUUUGCCUGUGCAAAGUAAAGAUGUAAACUCACCUGUGAAAAAAGAGAGUAAAUUAUUUGACGCUGACAGUAAAACUGUGUCAGAUAGAUCUAAUGUAACUAAACCACAAUUUAUAUUGGAAACGCAUAAACCCUCUACAAAUACAAUUAAUUCUUAUCAAAAUUCAAAUGUGGAAGUUACAAAGGGGAAAGGUCCCAUGUCACUUACGCAUUAUUUUUUUGGAAGUGCACAAGUUGUUUCAAACUGUGAAAAUGCAAAAAAUAAAGUCAUCUCUGCCGUAGAAGAAUUCAAAACUGAUGAAACACCGGUGGCUGUUCCAAUUCAUGGGCCAUCUACACCGCAUAGAAUAAAUAUGCCAUCGGAAGAUUUAAAAGAAGAUGAAAAAGCUACAAUUACUACCAACGAAAAGCAAUCUGUGAUUACAUUACUUAAUUACCCAUUGCAAGAUAAGAAAAAAUCUGCCACACGUGGACGUAAAAAAGGAGUAUCCAAUCAAUCCAAUAAUCGUUCACUCAAGCCGCGGGGCGCUGAAACAAAUCACUCGAUUACUGACUACUUUCCAGUACGUCGUAGUGUCAGAAAAAGCAAGAAGGUUGUACUAGAGGAGAAACAACGUGAUUUAGAAAAUAAAGUACUUUGUCAAGUAGAGGAGGGCUUAGAGGUGAGAUGUUUUCCGGGUAAAGGUCGUGGUGUCAUAACAACGCGAGAAUUUGCUAAAGGCGAAUUUGUAGUUGAAUAUAUUGGCGAAUUGAUUAAUCAGGGGGAGGCGAAAGAGCGUGAAAAAUUAUACGCGCAAGAUCAAAACACUGGGUGCUACAUGUAUUACUUUCAACAUCGUAAUCAGCAGUAUUGUGUUGAUGCAACAGCGGAGACUAAAAAAUUGGGCCGGUUAGUCAACCAUUCGCGAAAUGGCAAUUUGAUUGCACGAAUCAUCGAGGUCAGUUCGACACCGCAUCUUGUACUUACAGCGAAAGAAGAUAUACCGAUUGGCGUGGAGGUUUCAUACGACUACGGAGAUCGAAGUCGCGAAGCUAUUCGUCAUCAUCCAUGGUUGGCAUUAUAGCACUUUCCAUUUCGUUAUUUAUAUAACAUACAUUAUAUUGUAUAAAAGAAAUUUUCUUAUUUAUGUUCCUCCUAUGAAGGAAUUUUAUAUAUAUAGACUAUGCUGAAUUGUGUACAAAUGGUCUUCGAAAACAAAAUUGCAGCCUAGGAAUUUAAGAAUUGGAUAUGCAAUUUUGUAAAAUGCUUCUAUGCUAGUAAAUUCCAAAUACUUCUUUUUACAUCACUUUACGAAAUUAAUUUGUUUGAAUAAUUGUAAAGAUGUUUUAAUUCUUAAUCAUUUAUUUUUUCUUACAUCAAAAGUGAAAAAUGAUGAUAUUUCAUUGUAAUGAGCUUCCUCAAUGCAUAAUACAUCAUUAGACGUUCUUAUUGUUAUCAUAUUCGAUUUAAUUUGCUUUUAAUAAUAAUUUUUAAAGGUUUUGAAAUUUUUGAAUUGUCACUCAAUAUGUUUAAUAUAAAAAAAGCAGUAUUAUUACCAAUUAAAUUGGAAAUUUUCGUAUUUACUCUUUAAAUUAUAAUGAAUUAUAACAAAGUGCUUCAUCUAGUUUCUGGUUGAAGCAUUUGUGAUAUACGUGUGUGUGUGUGUGUGUAUGAAUAUGAUAUUCUCUGCUUUUCUCUUAAAAAAAAGAAAGUAUAUAUAUAUAUAUAAUCAAUAUGAUUCACAAAUUUUUUGUUGAGAUAUUUACGCAACACAAGCUUUGAAUUCUUGCAAGUACUUCACUGCCACAUAUUUAGAUGCAAGAAUGUUCCCUAAAACAAUUAUACAAUAAUGAUAUGUAUGAGUAAUAUUUCUCAAUCGCAUAUAUUUUUUUAAAUGAAAACACUAGAUAAUAGGAAUGCUAUCGUUUCAUCAUCGAUUAUUUAUAACAUAAAUAUGCAUUAUUAUUUAAUAUUAUGAUAUUGCUUGUGUACUUUUACAUUAUUGUUAUCAGCUAUUCUAUUUUUGAAUUCAUAAUUAAGCAUGCAGUUUUUCUAAGAACAAUUAGUUAAAAAACAUCUUUUUCAUUUCUCUUCUGUUAUACUUGUUUUCAAAUUAUAAUAAUUUGAAAACAAACAUAUAUAAAAUAUAUACACAGA